CGGGGCCGGAGGGGCGGGACCUCGGGUGGCCCGAGGUGGCCCGGUUGCUGGGUGAGAAGCAGCGCAGUCCGAUUCAUCCCAGCCCGGGGAUGGCGUCCCCACGGGAACUGACCCAGAAUCCCCUGAAGAAGAUCUGGAUGCCAUACAGCAAUGGGAGGCCCGCCCUGCACGCCAGCCAACGUGGUGUCUGCAUGACCAACUGCCCGACACUCAUCGUCAUGGUGGGCCUGCCAGCCAGGGGCAAGACCUACAUUUCUAAGAAGCUGACCCGGUACCUCAACUGGAUUGGCGUGCCUACUCGGGAAUUCAACGUGGGUCAGUAUCGCCGGAACAUGGUCAAGACAUACAAAUCUUUUGAGUUCUUCCUCCCAGACAAUGAAGAAGGCCUGAAAAUCAGGAAGCAGUGUGCCUUGGCAGCCCUCAGUGACGUCCGGAAGUUCCUCAGUGAGGAGGGGGGACACGUGGCGGUUUUUGAUGCUACCAAUACCACCCGAGAACGGAGAGCGAUGAUCUUUAACUUUGGAGAACAGAACGGCUACAAGACCUUCUUUGUUGAAUCUAUCUGUGUGGAUCCUGAGGUCAUUGCUGCCAACAUCGUGCAAGUAAAGCUGGGCAGCCCUGACUAUGUCAACCGGGACAGCGACGAAGCCACUGAGGACUUCAUGAGACGCAUUGAAUGCUAUGAAAACUCCUAUGAGACUCUGGAUGAAGAACAGGACAGGGAUCUGUCCUACAUCAAGAUCAUGGACGUGGGGCAGAGUUAUGUGGUGAACCGUGUUGCCGACCACAUCCAGAGUCGCAUCGUUUAUUACCUCAUGAACAUCCAUGUGACACCCCGCUCCAUCUACCUCUGCCGGCACGGGGAGAGUGAGCUCAACCUCAAGGGCCGGAUUGGUGGGGACCCUGGACUAUCCCCCCGGGGCCGGGAGUUUUCCAAGCACCUGGCUCAGUUCAUCAAUGACCAGAACAUCAAGGACCUGAAGGUCUGGACGAGCCAGAUGAAGAGGACGAUCCAGACAGCCGAGGCGCUGAGUGUCCCUUAUGAGCAGUGGAAGGUCCUCAACGAGAUUGACGCGGGUGUCUGUGAGGAAAUGACCUACGAAGAAAUCCAGGACCACUACCCGCUGGAGUUUGCUCUGAGGGACCAGGACAAGUACCGGUACCGCUACCCGAAGGGCGAGUCCUAUGAAGACCUGGUGCAGCGGCUGGAGCCUGUCAUCAUGGAGCUGGAGAGGCAGGAGAACGUGCUGGUCAUUUGCCACCAGGCUGUGAUGCGUUGCCUCCUGGCCUACUUCCUUGACAAGGCAGCAGAAGAGCUGCCCUACCUCAAAUGCCCCUUGCACACGGUCCUGAAGCUCACACCUGUGGCUUACGGUUGUAAAGUGGAGUCCAUAUUCCUGAAUGUGGCAGCUGUGAACACACACCGAGACAGACCUCAGAAUGUAGACAUAUCCAGGCCUUCAGAGGAAGCCCUUGUCACAGUCCCUGCUCACCAAUGACCCAUGGCAGGCCCUGACCUCUGCGGAGGGGUCACUCCAGGCCACUUCUUCGUGUUUGCUGUAUGAACGGUCACCAUGCAGGAACACUCAUGGGUGGCUGGUAACACUCAGAACCCCACCUGCCUCCUUGGUGACAACCGGUGACGGGGUUGGGUGUGGCUGCUGACCUGCUGCUGAGAAUCUCUGGGCUGCGUGCUCUGCUGCUGGCCCCUUUGCUACAGCUCUCAAGCAGUCCGCCCGCCGGGCUGGCUGCUUUGUGACGUUUGCAACAUUAAAUGAGACACUGAGACAAAAUGUGUCACCUGGACGUCCCCACUGUGGCCCAGCUGCCUGAAAUGGGCCAGGCAACCCUUGGAAGAGCUCUACCACCCUCUCUGAGGCCACUCUUGGAGGCAGAGGCUAGAUCUUCAUGGGGCCUUAAAUGGAGCUGCCCCAGGUGACGUGGAAAGCCCUUCCUUCUCCUCCUGGAACGGAAGAUGGAGCAGGGGAGCUUCUACCCACAUCUCCACAUCUGUGGGUGCUCUGGAGAGUAAGUGUGGAAAACACCGUUUGUGACGCCAUUCCUAACGUCUACCACGUUAUACACUGGAAAUCGCUGCGACCCAGGCUGCCUUGUCUAAAUUCUCUCCUGGGGGAUCCUGCAAAGACAGGGCAGCUUAAGAAGUACCUUCCUGGUGCACACACCAAAGUGCUUGUGGAAACUGGUCUCCCCCAUCCAACUGUGGCUGUCACUGUCUGCACAGAACUGCACACUGGUGACAGGGACAUGCCUUUGUCAGAAAUGGCUCAGAACUGGCGGUCCUGUCAAACUGUUCUCCUGUUUGUCCACCUCCUCGGUGGGACUGAGGAGAGGACGAAGCACAGAGGCAGCCCAGGCCAUGCCCUGGCCCUACCCUAGUUUUGAUUCAAAUACAAAUUAAACCCUCGUGUAAACAGCCACAUGAAGCCCGGUGCUUCUCAUGCCCUGAGUUCCUGUGGGUCCCAGUAGCAGAUUCAGGGUCUAAGUUUCAGGUGACCAGCAGGGUGAUAGGCAGGCUGUGGAGAAGGGCAAGACACUUCCUAUAGCGGUAACUGGUUCCUCUAGUGUCCACAGAGCAGCCGUGGGGAAGCCUCACUCUGCAUCCAAGAACCUUUCCAAGCCCAAAUCUGGCAGAAUAGUCCACCUUUUUCAGCCCUGCCAGCCCUGAACUGUAGCUUGCAGAUGCCACCUGCCCCUGAAAAGUCAGUGCCAUUAUUCCAAACUGCUGUCAUUGUGGGCCUGGGGCGGGACUCCUGGGCUCAACUCAUCAGACCCCUAAGCCCUAGCUUGGAGCUGGAGGUCCAUAGCACUGCCUUCGGGACACGGGCCCUGCUCGAGUCCUCAGAUCCCUGAUGUGAAUAAUGGCUGGAUGCAGCUUGAGGCAAAGACCACCAAAGCCUUUUUCCUCUGUGCCCAGGGAAGGCAGGAACUGCUGGACCCAGAGGUCUAAGAGCCUAGGGUUGGGGCAGAAGGAUGUCAGUGGAACAACCCCGCCCUCCAGCCCCUGAAGCAGCUUCUGCAAGGCAGCCGCAUAGGGAGGAGCUGCCGACAUUUCCUGCUUUCCCAGGAAUGUAUGGUACUAUGGUUUCCAGUCGUGCAUUGCACCGUGUCCAGCAUUCUUUGCAAUAAAUACCUUAAAAAGAAAACAGUAA
Molecule: messenger RNA, 3170 nt
Organism: Rattus rattus (black rat)
Lineage: Eukaryota; Metazoa; Chordata; Mammalia; Rodentia; Muridae
Gene: Pfkfb4
Product: 6-phosphofructo-2-kinase/fructose-2,6-biphosphatase 4
Exons: 14
Coding region: 90-1499 (469 amino acids)
Biological process (GO): fructose metabolic process; fructose 2,6-bisphosphate metabolic process
Cellular component (GO): cytosol
Molecular function (GO): 6-phosphofructo-2-kinase activity; fructose-2,6-bisphosphate 2-phosphatase activity; ATP binding
Source: RefSeq, a predicted model, not a curated record